AUCUGUCAACUGCAUUCAGUCUUCUACACUCCUCUGACCUACAAUAAUCCUACGCGCGAGCAAUCUCAUAUACAUUCAUACCCCUAACGAGACCAACUAUCCUCAUUCACCAUCAAUAUGGCCGACGGAAUUUCAGCAGUCCUUGUCAUCCUUAUUACCAUCCUCCUCCCACCUGUGGGUGUUGCGAUGAUCGCAGGCUGUGGCGCUGAUCUCCUCAUCAACAUCUGCUUGACCCUCCUCGGUUAUUUCCCGGGUCACAUUCACGCCUUCUACCUCGAAUACGUCUACUUCGAUCGCCGCGAGCGCGCGAGGCACGGUCAACUUACUGGACGCGCUGCGCCGGGCGUCUAUUCGGACCGUGUGCAGAAUGGUGGGUUCCAGGGCUAUGGAACCAUUAUAGUCGAGUCGAGCGAAUUGUGGCCUGGUGUAAGAGAAAUCGACGACGAGGUGCGAUGUGUACAACAAUUUCGGAAAGCAUGGCAGGAUAUUGGCGUGGGCAACAUGGUGCUUUAA
Molecule: messenger RNA, 513 nt
Organism: Exophiala viscosa
Lineage: Eukaryota; Fungi; Ascomycota; Eurotiomycetes; Chaetothyriales; Herpotrichiellaceae
Exons: 2
Coding region: 118-513 (131 amino acids)
Cellular component (GO): membrane
Source: RefSeq, a predicted model, not a curated record